AUGGACCGCAGCUUGGAUGAGAUCAUUGCGGAGCGCCCUCAGAAACAAAAUCGGGGUGGCCGCCGCCCUCCUCAAGGUCGUCGCCGUGAUGGCGUAAGAAAGCACGCCCAUCUCGUGCCCCUCGACGACCACGCGGUGACCGCUAUUCCCCGCCGCCGGACCAAUAGCGCCCCUACUGGAGCUAAGCUUCGUGUUGAGAACCUUCAUUACGAUAUUACAGAAAGUGAUCUUGAGGAUCUGUUUACUCGAAUUGGCCCAAUCAGCAACCUCUCUCUCGUCUAUGACCGAGCAGGACGCUCUGAGGGUGUCGCCUUCGUUACCUAUGCACGUACCAGCGAUGCGAGAACGGCCAUAAGCGAGUUUGACGGCGCGAAUGCUAAAGGACAACCUAUUCGUGUGACCCUUGUUUCCACAGUCGGUGGACGACGAGACCGGAAUCCCUUUGACAAUGUCGAAAGGCCUAAAGGUAGCUUGUUUGACCGUGUGGAGCGGCCACGCGAUCGUGACUCUCGCAGUCUUAGCCCCGGAAGUGGACAUGAAAGUGCUGACGAUGGUGCACGCCGCCGUCGUGGCCGCCGGGGAGGUGGCGGACGCUACCGACGUAGCGAUGUCUCCAAGCCAGCUCCGGAUCAUAUAGAUCGGUAUGUGCCAGGACAGCGAUCGCCGGCGCGUCGUCCCGCCAACGGACGACGCCAGGGCCAGGGCCAGGGCGAGAGCCGUCGUGCCCCUGCUGCUCGACCCAAGAAGACGCAAGAAGAGCUGGACCAAGAGAUGGACGAUUACUGGGGCACUGCAAACACUGGUGCUGGCACUGCUGACAAGGAGACCGUUCCGGCUGAGCCGCAGCAAAUUGCGCCUGCAACUACGGCUGCUGCUGGCGACGACGAUAUUGACAUGAUUGAGUAA
This is a messenger RNA of Aspergillus bombycis, 906 nucleotides long. RefSeq names its product putative RNA binding protein. The record is from RefSeq and is a predicted model, not a curated record. The coding region runs from base 1 to 906 and encodes 301 amino acids. Gene Ontology annotation, molecular function: mRNA binding. Gene Ontology annotation, cellular component: nucleus. The transcript is spliced from 5 exons. Lineage: Eukaryota; Fungi; Ascomycota; Eurotiomycetes; Eurotiales; Aspergillaceae. Gene Ontology annotation, biological process: mRNA export from nucleus.